Molecule: messenger RNA, 561 nt
Organism: Onychomys torridus (southern grasshopper mouse)
Lineage: Eukaryota; Metazoa; Chordata; Mammalia; Rodentia; Cricetidae
Product: casein kinase II subunit beta-like
Exons: 5
Coding region: 1-561 (186 amino acids)
Cellular component (GO): protein kinase CK2 complex; cytoplasm
Molecular function (GO): protein kinase regulator activity
Source: RefSeq, a predicted model, not a curated record
AUGGUCCACCAAGCUUGUGCUGCCUCACCUAGCUUAGGCAAACACUUUAAAAAAUAUGCAUUCGGAGACUUUGGCUACUGUCCUCAUAUGUACUGUGAGAACCAGCCGAUGCUUCCCAUCGGUGUUUCGGACGCCCUAGGCGAGGCCAUGGUGAAACUCUACUGCCCCAAGUGCAUGGACGUGUACACACCCAAAUCAUCGAGGCACCAUCACACAGACGGCGCCUACUUCGGCACUGGUUUCCCUCACAUGCUCUUCAUGGUGCAUCUGGAGUACUGGUGCAAACGACCUGCCAACCAGUGUGUACCCAGGCUCUACGGUUUCAAGAUUCAUCCAAUGGCUUACCAGCUGCAGUUCCAAGCCGCCAGCAACUUCAAGAGCCCAGUCAAGACGAUUCGCGGAUUCCCCACCCACCUUCCUCUCUGUCUUCGACACCACCGGCGGGGGAGGAAGGAGGACUACCACAAGUCUGCGGCCACACUGGGUUACACAUUCCUCAAGGAAUGCUUCGGCUUCUACUUCUGCAUUCCUGUGGUCUAUUUCCUGUACAGCAGGUCUUAA